This is a messenger RNA of Myotis davidii, 307 nucleotides long. RefSeq names its product cytochrome P450 4F1. NCBI's taxonomy places the organism in Eukaryota, Metazoa, Chordata, Mammalia, Chiroptera, Vespertilionidae. The record is from RefSeq and is a predicted model, not a curated record. Gene Ontology annotation, molecular function: monooxygenase activity; oxidoreductase activity, acting on paired donors, with incorporation or reduction of molecular oxygen; iron ion binding. The transcript has 4 exons. Bases 49 to 303 code for a protein of 84 amino acids.
CCUCAAGAGAUUGAAUGGGGUGACCGGGCCCAGCUGCCCUUCCUGACCAUGUGCAUCAAGGAGAGCCUGCGCCUGCACCCCCCGGUCACCGUCAUCUCCCGCUGCUGCACCCAGGACAUCACUCUCCCUGAUGGCCGGGUCAUCCCCAAAGGCGUCACCUGCCUCAUCAGUAUUUUUGGGACCCAUCACAACCCAGCCGUGUGGCCAGACCCUGAGGUCUAUAACCCUUUCCGCUUCGACCCAGAGAGCAGCAAGGACAGGUCACCUCUGGCUUUCAUUCCCUUCUCGGCGGGGCCCAGGUGAGGGC